AUGUCGGAUCUGUGGAGUCUGCGUCUUGAACACGAUACCGGCCGCCCACAAGACGACAAUCCCGACUCGAAUUGCAAUCUACGUGACUGGGCUGUCAUUCGUAUUUCAGGUGUACCGCGCAGUACUGUCAAGUGUGCAACGACCAGCACAUGUCGCGACCUGCAUGACGUCGGCGGUUCUAUACCUCACAUGACGCAUGCUCGCAUGCGGGUCGUAUGUGCCAUCACCCAAGCCACACUGGAUGGGAUUGGUCGAUAUUAUCUUCCUCUUGGGCUGUCUCCGUUCGAGAAGCGAGCACAGGGUUAUGAUAUGCAGGCCUUCAUUCAAGCCAUGCUCCUGGUUAUCUGA
Messenger RNA from Aureobasidium namibiae CBS 147.97, 348 nucleotides. RefSeq lists its product as uncharacterized. NCBI's taxonomy places the organism in Eukaryota, Fungi, Ascomycota, Dothideomycetes, Dothideales, Saccotheciaceae. The record is from RefSeq and is a predicted model, not a curated record. Bases 1 to 348 code for a protein of 115 amino acids. The transcript has 3 exons.